AUGUCUUCCAAGUGGAGAGAUUGUGCUACACGGGAUGGGAUAUACAGUUUUUCUACGUUUACUGGGCAUAUCGACAAACCGGAUCUCGACGACAGGGAUUAUAGACUUGUUGACCUCAACAAUGGCUUACGAGCGAUAGUCAUACACGACGAUACAGCGGACAAAGCUGCCGCAUGCGUCACGGUUCAAGUCGGAGCCAUGCAUGAUCCGGAUGAUGUGCACGGCCUGGCACAUUUUCUAGAACAUAUGAUAUCCAAAGGCUCGGAGCUAUUCCCUGAAGAGAACGAUUUCUUGUCGUACAUCUCCUCCAAUGGCGGUGCGCGCAACGCAAGUACUGGGAGCUCCCAGAUGGAUUAUUGGUUUUCCAUCGGAGCUGCUCACCUUCCUGGUGGUCUCGCUCGCCUUGCUGCCUUCUUUCACUGCCCUCUAUUUACUGAAUCCCUCACAAAGCGCGAAAUAUACGCAGUCGACUCAGAGUACAGAAAGAACAUCCAAAACGAUGUGCGAAGGGUCCUUCAAAUCAACAGGACUCUUAGUGCACCGGAGCACCCGUACUCAAAGUUCAGCACGGGAUGUGUUGAGAGUAUAACCGCAGCUGCGAGAAAGCUUCAGGCAGAGACACAAGGAGACGGCGAAAGCACAGACGAGAGUUCUGUGUGGACAGAGACGCGCAGACGAAUGGUAGAGUGGUGGAAACAGGAGUAUUGCGCCGGUCGCAUGACAUUGGCUGUUCUAGGGAAGGGUGAGAAAACCUUCUGCUUCUAUGCGUUGUAUAACUCGUUCCUCACCGUAUAUGUAGAAUCUCUUGAAGAGCUCACGCACAUGGUGGUCUCACUGUUCUCCCCUAUCUCGAACCGUGGUCUGGAUCCGCGUCCCGUGUCUACACAACCUGUCUGGGGGCCUAAUGAGAUGGGCUCCAUCAUCUUCAUCAAAACGGUGAAAGACUACUACUCGUUGACCCUGACCUUCAUGAUUCCAGAUCAGCGGCCACAUCUGGACACUCAGCCCGCAUUCAUGAUUUCUCAUUUCCUGGGACACGAGGGGCCCGGAAGUGUGUAUGCGUAUCUGAAGAAGAAAAACUGGCUCAUCAGCAUCUCAACGGGUGCAGAGUGGCGGAAUCCGAGCGUGCAGCAGCUCAAGGUGUCCGUCAGACUCACGAAGGAAGGAUACGGACACUACAAGGACGUCUUACUCACGAUUUACAAUUAUCUCUCGCUCCUGCGUUUGUCCCCAUCACCCUUCCCCCUGUACCACUUCACGGAGGCGCACACCAUAGCUCUCCUCCACUUCCGCUUCCGCGAGCGCGGGCAACCGCACUCGUACGUCCAAGGCCUCUCUGCGCAGCUCGCCGAGCCACAUGCACCUGAGCAUGCGGUGAGCGGUACGUCCAUCCUGCGCGCUUGGGACGAGGCCGCGUUCAAGGCGAUCCUCGCCGUGUGCACGCCUGAAAAGGGGCGUGUCACGCUGCAGGCACGGGAGCAUCUCGAGGUGAUUGUGGGUGCUGACGCAAAAUGGGAGAAGGAGCGGUGGCUAGGUGGGGAGUAUUGCGUGCAGAGACUGGAUGCUGGAGUAAUGGACAAGGCGAAUCUGCCCAACGAGAAUCCUGGACUGCAUCUACCACAGGCGAAUCCAUUCAUACCGACGAACCUCUCAGUGGACCGUGUUCAGGUCUUGGAACCCACGAGAGCGCCAUCCUGUAUUCGCAGGACGCCGAUAUCUACGCUCUGGCAUAAGAAGGAUGAUCAAUUCUGGGUACCCAAAGCUAUCGUCAAUGUAGAGAUCAAGAGUCUAUUAGCCUACGGAACUCCUCGGCAGGCACUCCUUACACGCAUCCUUGCUGACCUUGUAGAUGACGCACUUGCCGAGAUAACCUAUGCCGCCCAUCUUGCUGGGCUUUCGUAUGGCUUGUCAAACACCGCGAAGGGCAUUUGUGUCCAUGUCAGCGGGUACAACGACAAACUUUCUGUUCUUUUGAACAUGGUGCUUGAAAAGCUGAAAGAUAUACAAGUCGACAGCGAGCGAUUGAAGGUUAUGAUGGAGCAGGCGAGUUUAAUCAUGAGAGAAUAUGAAAAUUUCUACCUGGGACAGCCGUCAGGCCUAUCGAAGACAUUGGGAGGAUGGGCAUUAAUGGAAAAGGUCUGGACGCCUGCGGAAAAACUGGCAGAAUUCGACUUCGUAGAAGUGGGUGACGUUCAACGCCACAAGGAAGAGCUAUUAUCCAAAACCUACAUCGACAUGCUGGUCAGCGGUAAUGUAUCGCAGGAGGAGGCCAUUGUGCUCGCACGACACGUUGAGCAGUGCCUCUCUGCUCGCCCGCUGUCCUUGAGCGAGCAUCCGUGCCGCCGGGCUCUCGCCUUACCUGACAGCACGAACGUCAUAGUCCGCAGGACGCAUUCCAAUGCACAAGAGACGAAUUCUAGCCUGGCCUACUUCUGCCAGUUUGGACACGUUGCAGAUGCUUUGCUCCGCCCUGUGAUGGAACUCAUUGGACACAUCAUGAAGGAACCUGCAUAUUCCGAGCUGCGCACGAAGGAACAACUUGGCUAUGUCGUGCUCGCCGCGACCACCACCAUUUCAACUUCUAUAUGUCUGUACGUUAUGAUCCAGAGCACUCACGCGCCCUGGUAUCUCGAAGAUCGCGUGGACACCUUCUUCGCAACUCUGCGCGGGACUCUCUCCACGAUGUCCCCAGAGGACUUCACAUAUAAGAAACAAGGGCUCAUUGUGAAAAAGCUCGAACGCGUGAAGAAUCUACGAGAAGAGACCGGGAGGUUCUGGGCGCGGAUUGAUGCCGGCGAUUGCGACUUCUUACGGGCCGAUAAGGAUACCGCCGCCAUUCAAGCACUUUCUAUAGACGAAUUGCUCGCAGUCUACGACCGUUUGAUCCUCCCGUCGGCUGCGCGUAAGAAGGUAUCGAUACAUCUCCUAUCUCAGCAACUGAGGGAAGUUCCUCCUCAAACGGAACGCCCUGGUGCUCUUGUUAUUGCCGAGGGACAGGAUCCAGAGCUAGCGCUCUUCAAGAGGAGCAUGCCAUCCCAUUCAGCAGCAGUGCCCGUGGAUCAGAUGUCGUCGUUAUCGGCAUCGACACAGCAGCCUGCUAUACGAUUGGAGAAGGCUUCUUUAUGA
Postia placenta MAD-698-R-SB12 is the source of this 3126-nucleotide messenger RNA. RefSeq lists its product as hypothetical. The coding region runs from base 1 to 3126 and encodes 1041 amino acids. Gene Ontology annotation, biological process: peptide catabolic process. The record is from RefSeq and is a predicted model, not a curated record. Gene Ontology annotation, cellular component: cytosol; mitochondrion. The transcript is spliced from 16 exons. Gene Ontology annotation, molecular function: metal ion binding; metalloendopeptidase activity. Lineage: Eukaryota; Fungi; Basidiomycota; Agaricomycetes; Polyporales; Adustoporiaceae.